This is a messenger RNA of Kluyveromyces lactis, 2397 nucleotides long. It is a transcript of the gene FOL1, whose product is annotated as trifunctional dihydropteroate synthetase/dihydrohydroxymethylpterin pyrophosphokinase/dihydroneopterin aldolase FOL1. The record is from RefSeq and is a predicted model, not a curated record. The transcript has a single exon. Bases 1 to 2397 code for a protein of 798 amino acids. NCBI's taxonomy places the organism in Eukaryota, Fungi, Ascomycota, Saccharomycetes, Saccharomycetales, Saccharomycetaceae. Gene Ontology annotation, molecular function: 2-amino-4-hydroxy-6-hydroxymethyldihydropteridine diphosphokinase activity; dihydroneopterin aldolase activity; dihydropteroate synthase activity. Gene Ontology annotation, cellular component: mitochondrial envelope. Gene Ontology annotation, biological process: tetrahydrofolate biosynthetic process.
AUGACGAAAAGUGUUGUACCAGCUGGUCGAAGGUGGGUUUCGCACGAUCAAGUGCAUGUAAAGAGCCUCGAUGUUAAAGCUGUUGUUGGUCCAGAUUCUUGGGAUCAGCUGAAACCGCAGAAUUUGAAAGUGACAUUGCAUAUGCAGACCGACUUCAAGAAAUCGUCGAUUACGGAUGAUUUGAAAUACUCUUUAAACUAUGCAGUUGUCUCCAGAGAUAUAUCCAAUCAUGUUCAAAAAAACAUUAAACGCAAUUACAAAGAUGUGAACACUUUUGGAAGGAAUAUUGUGGAAUAUGCCAAGAAAUCAUACCCUGGCAUCAAUGCGUUGACCGUAGAAGUGGAAUCUAAGGAAGCAAACAUCAGAUCUAAUAGUAUCAAAAGUACUACCAGUGAUUCCCAUGAUGAGUUGGAUCACAUUAUAAUCUCGGACUUCAAGAUAUUGACACUUAUUGGCGUCUUUACUUUUGAACGUUUGAAAAGGCAAUACGUAGAUUUUACCAUUAAAUUGCCUAUUGCCGAAGGCUCUGAUGUUCCACAAUAUGACAAAAUUAUUAACCAGGUUACAGAAUACGUAGAAAACUCUAAUUUCAAGACCGUGGAAGCCUUAGUUGAAACUGCUGCUCAGGUUGUUUUGACAAACAACGGCUAUUUCUUUGAUAGACCCUCACUUCCAAUCGAAGUUAAGGUUAUGAAAUUAAAUGCCAUUACCGAAACAGAAGGGGUGGGUGUUUCUUGCGAACGAUGUUAUGAUGACUUCAAGUCCGUAGCGCCAAUAUCCCUUCCAGUGGCCAAAUCCAAAGUCAUAAAUUCAUGCACUGGUGGUGAUUUUGAUCUCCCUGUCCAGAACAUUAAAUUAGAUAAGGACUCUUGGAAAUCUGCAAUAUUAGCUUUUGGAUCCAAUAUUGGUGAUAGAUUCAAAAAUGUCGUAGAAGCCGUGAGCCUGUUGAAAGCUCAUAAAGAUGUAGAAGUGGUGUGCUCUUCAUCAUUGUUUGAAAGUGAACCAAUGUACUUCAAAGAUCAACAGCCUUUCCUAAAUGGAUGUAUCAAAAUCAAGACAAGGCUUUUACCUGACGCAUUACUCGAAUUGUGUAAAAAAAUUGAAUAUGAUGAACUAAACAGAGUUAAACAUUUUGAUAACGGACCACGUACUAUUGACUUAGAUAUCGUAACAUAUUACGACUCGAAUGGUGCUGAUUUUUCAAUGAAUACGCCAGAACUAACUAUUCCUCAUCCCAGAAUGCUUGAACGAAGCUUUGUUUUAGAGCCUUUAUGCGAAUUGAUCAGCCCUUGUUGUGUACAUCCGAUAACUGCGGAACCUAUUCACAAUCACUUGAAGCAGCUUUACGAGAACGAUAAUCCUGAAGAUGUACUCUGGAAAUUGGUGCCUGUGGGUGAUAAAUUCUUGAAAUUUAAAAUUCAAUGGGAAAAGGAUAUCUUAACCGGUUUAAGACGUCCUGUGUCUAGUAGUUCAGCGUACUUGAUGGGGGUUGUCAAUGUAACACCAGAUUCUUUUUCUGAUGGAGCUCAAGAUUAUGACAAUAAAGAAGUAGUCGUAUCGAAGAUUGAAGCAAUGGUUUCUGCAGCACUCGAAUUACAUGAAAUAGUAAUUCUUGAUAUUGGAGGUUGUUCAACAAGACCGGGCUCCUUGCAGGCCUCUGAAGAGGAAGAACUAGCAAGAAUUCUUCCCAUCAUUAAUGCAGUCACCACAUCAAAAUCAAUUCCUUUGGAUAAAGUCGUUAUAUCUAUUGAUACUUAUCGUUCUGUUGUCGCAGAAGCAGCAAUUUCCGCGGGUGUGGGUAUAAUCAAUGAUAUAUCAGGUGGGGUUUUUGAUCCAAGAAUUUUACAAGUGGUGAGCAAGCAUCCUAAUGUUGCUUAUGUUCUUUCCCAUAUCAGAGGCACUAUCGAUUCGAUGUCGUCCGAAACCUCUUAUUUGACUUCAGACGAAAACGUUAAGGAGUACAUUUCCGGCAAGGAAGGAAAUGAGAUCGACAAUCUAUUUAUUAAAACAAUCGGCAGAGAAGUAUGUUCGAGAUAUCAAGACACUUUUAGGAAUAACAUUUUCCGUUGGCAAUUGUUUUUGGAUCCUGGAAUUGGAUUUGCCAAAGUUGGUAAGCAAAAUCUCGAGUUAAUAAAAGGUAUUCCUCUACUACGGAACUAUUCUUGUAUCAUUGGUAAUGAGUACUAUUCUUUAAUAAAUCUUCCUGUGUUGGUUGGACCAUCUAGAAAGAAGUUCAUUGGAGAUAUAACAAAGACUCCUAGUGCCAAAGAUAGAGAUUUCGCAACAGGAGCGAUAGUGUCCGCUUGCGUAGCAAACGGAUGCGACAUAAUCAGGGUACAUGAUGUUGCUAAUAUUAGCAAGGCAUUGAAACUCUUAAAUGAACUUUAUAGAAACUAG